AAGAGCCCGGGAUGGCAAGCCAGUCGCCUGCCCUGCCUGUCACCACCACCCGCCUCUCCAAGAAAAAGCGCCGCGCACCGCCUCUCGCUUUUGCGCCAUUUGUCCAUUAUCCUCUCUCUUCCCCCGCUAGUCCCCGCCGACCAAAAUCUUUUGCUGGGUUGCUUCGGCCUGAGGGUUCUUCUGUCGUCCGUUCCGUGUGGUCGAAGCAUCGGUUCCCUUCCUUCCACCAGUAGCACCGUGUUCUCGGUUCGUUUGGUACUUUGGUUCUACAGCAAAGGGAAAGAAGGGGAACAAAAAAAGCUUGGACGUUUCCGGGGCUUCAUUUUCCAAGAUUCGUUGGUUCCUGGCUCUCCAAUUCGCGGUUCUCGCUGGAAUCUGGGAGGACAACUCUGUUCCUCGCUUCCGUUUCUUGUGCUUGCAGAUUUUGCUAGGAGAGGGAGAGUUUUUCGAGUUCUUGGUCCAAGGAAACGGGCGAGAAUAAAUAGCAAAAAGGUGCGCGAUUUGAGGGGAGGCAGCCGGCGGCCGGCCAUGGGGAAGCCGACGACGGCCAAGAAGCCGCCGCCGGAGGGCGGCGGCGAUGAGGAGGUGUUCCUGGAGCUGUCCCGGGAGCUCAAGGAGGAAGGCACCAGGCUGUUCAACCGGAAGGACUACGAGGGCGCCGCCUUCAAGUACGACAAGGCGGCCCAGCUCGUCCCCGGCGGCCACGUCGAGGCGGCGCACCUCCGGACCAGCGUCGCGCAGUGCUACAUGCGGAUGGUCCCCGCCGAGUACCACCGCGCCAUCCACGAGUGCAACCUGGCCCUGGAGGUGGCGCCCAGGUACAGCAGGGCGCUGCUGCGGCGGGCCGGCUGCUUCCAGGCGCUCGACAGGCCGGACCUGGCGUGGGGCGACGUGGAGAAGGUGCUGGGCUGGGAGCCAGGCAACCGCGCCGCGCGGGAGAUUUCCGAGAGCGUGAAGGCGGCAUUGAAGGAGAAGGGUGUUGUUGUUUUGGACAGGGAGGUCGAGCCGGUGAAAGAAGAGGCCAAUGGCGAGUGUAAGAGGAAGAUAUCUCAUAAUUACAGUGAUUCUGUUGUGAAUGGGCACAAGGUGAACCGUGCCGCAGAUAAUAUGGAAAUUAACAAUGGCCAGGAGAUGGAGGAAGAGUGCGCCGAGGGGACUCUAGUCGAUCAUGUCAAAUACGAGCAAGCAACGCAGACUAUGGAGAAGAAACUGAGGAAUGAGCAUAACAAGCAGGAAAACCAUCUGGAAGAUAAUCAAGUGAAGCAGUGCAAACAAGGAAAGCAUGCUGAGCACAAGGUAGCAAAUGGGAACGGAAAUCAUCAAAAGCAUAUGGGAGAUAAGGAAACCAAUGGUUUUGAGAAGGAACAGAAGGUUGCCGGCGGCAAGCGAGGGAAACGCAUUGCAGGAAAGAAAAUUCGGCAUGGUGAGGGUAAGGAACAAAAGCAUUCUGAUGUGAAGCCAGUGGAUCAUUGUCAGGAAAAUCAUCAUAAGCACAGCACGGAGAGCAAUAUCAGCGUCAAAGCAGAAGUGAUGAGGGAUCUAAAGUUGGUCUUUGGAGAGGAUAUUAGGUGUGCUCAAAUGCCAGUCAACGGCAGCCUAUCUCAAUUGAGAGAGAUAGUUCAGAACAAGUUCCCAUCUUUGAAGGCAUUACUUGUUAAGUACAGGGACAAGGAAGAUGACUUGGUGACAAUCACCUCAUCUGAAGAGCUAAGAUUGGCCAACAAACUGGCAGAUCCAGAAGUGCCCAUUCGAUUAUAUGUUGCGGAGGUUGAUCCUAUACAAGAACUAGGUGUGGAUGUUGUCAGCAGACAACAUUCGUUUGCCACAUUACAGAAAAAUCAUAAUAGCUUGUCUGAGAAUGGGAGCGCAAGGCGUGAUAAUGAACAGAACUGCCAUGUUGAUGAUUGGAUAUUACAGUUUGCUCGGCUGUUCAAAACGCACGUCGGUUUUGAUUCUGAUGCAUAUUUGGAUCUCCAUGACCUCGGCAUGAGACUAUAUUGUGAGGCUAUGGAAGACACCAUUGCAAGUGAAGAAGCACAGGAAAUAUUUCAAGUUGCAGAGCAAAAAUUUCAGGAAAUGGCUGCUUUGGCCCUGUUCAAUUGGGGUAACAUCAACAUGUCUCGUGCAAGAAAAAGGCCACUCCUGUCUGAAGAUGGUUCAUUUGAAUUGAUACUUGAACAGAUUAAGGCUGCAUAUGAAUGGGCUUGUUCAGAAUAUGCUAAAGCUGGUUCAAAGUAUGAGGAAGCUGUGAAAACAAAACCAGACUUUUUUGAAGGUCUUAUUGCACUUGGCCAGCAGCAGUUUGAGCAGGCCAAGCUCUCAUGGUAUUAUGCUAUUGCAUGUAAGAUAGACAUGGGAACAGAGGUUUUGGGUUUGUUCAACCAUGCAGAGGAUAAUAUGGAAAAAGGAAUGGAGUUGUGGGAAGGAAUGGAAAAUAUGCGCUUGAGGGGGCUGUCUAAACCAAACAAAGAGAAUUCCAUGCUGGAGAAGAUGGGCCUAGAAGGGUAUACGAAGGAUUUGUCUGCAGAUGAAGCAUUCGAACAAGCUUCAAGUAUUCGAUCACAUAUAAAUAUUUUGUGGGGUACCAUUCUUUAUGAACGCUCUGUAGUGGAGUUCAGCUUGGGACUGCCUAGCUGGGAAGAGUCGCUGACAGUGGCGAUGGAGAAAUUUAAGACAGGAGGAGCUUCUUUAGCAGACAUCAAUGUGAUGGUAAAGAACCAUUGUGCUAAUGAAACUACCCAAGAAGGAUUGAGUUUUAAGGUUGAGGAAAUAGUUCAAGCAUGGAAUGAAAUGUACGAUGCUAAAAAGUGGAGAACUGGAGCUCCAUCAUUUCGCCUUGAACCAAUAUUUAGACGUAGAGCUCCAAAGUUGCAUCAUAUACUGGAACACAUACACUACACAUGACUCUAUAACCGCUCAAGUAUAGACCUUAAAGUCAUGGAGAAGAAUGACUUGUAAUCUGAUUUUAUCAGAUUGUUGUCUUUGGAGCUGUACUUCACUUACUAAUUCCAAAAAGGAAAAAGGAAAAAAGAGUAUAUUCUCUUCAGUCUCAAGCUAGAGAUUAGCUAACAGUAGUGCAGUAUUGGUUUUCUGAUGGAAAAAAGGGAAAGAAAAAAGAGAGUAGAAGAUUGACAAUGUAACUUGCUUGCAUUUGCUAUGGAGCUCUGUGCGCAGUUGUCUACUUGUUGCUAUAAUAUUUCCUUCCGACAGGAGAUGUUGUUCAUAUUGUUGCGCUUCCUUCUAUUUCAUUCAAGGAAGUGCUCCAAGGUACUCUUAGAUCAAGAUAGGAAAAUUACACAUUCUUAGAUCACUCAAGGUGUGCUUUACUCCUAGAUCACACAUUAAGAAUGUUCAAUACAGUUUUUUGGUAACUUGUAGCAAAACAUGGUAGAACAGAGUGUUUGUAGUCCACAAUUGUAUCAAACAGAUGUACUUUGUAUUGAUAAGCUGCUGUCGUCAGACAGACAUUACGCCAUCGUUACCUGAUUGUUGGUUUACUUGGUUGUCAAA
Molecule: messenger RNA, 3510 nt
Organism: Brachypodium distachyon (stiff brome)
Lineage: Eukaryota; Viridiplantae; Streptophyta; Magnoliopsida; Poales; Poaceae
Product: HSP-interacting protein
Exons: 3
Coding region: 529-2904 (791 amino acids)
Molecular function (GO): protein binding
Source: RefSeq, a predicted model, not a curated record